GGAUACACUAAAAAUUCAAAACAGAAGCUAGAAUAAGAUUUCUCUCGAGUUUCCCAUUCUCUCCAUCUUUGUUGAUUAGGCCUCCCGCGAAAUCAUGGUAGUGGCGCCCCAAACUUCGCGAACUUUCCUACUUCACACCUUUCUUAUUUAGUUCGCGAACCACCACCCAUUUAACGAACGUUAGAUUUCUCCGCGAACCCUCGCUAUCUUUUUCUCCAUCCUGCCGAACAUAACCCGAUAAGACACCUCACCUUUCCUUCACUGACGACCCCACUAACACUAACACUACACCUAUGGACUACAUAAAAGUCACCCAGGUGCUGGAUGUGACGCUCUACCGUAAGGGCUUCUCGGUGCGCGGGACGAUCCACCUCACCACCAACCACCUCAUUUUCACGCUCCCGACGGAGCCGUCCGCGCGUCCCAAGGAGAUGUGGAUCUGUUAUCCCAUCAUAGAACGGAUCGACAAGUCUCUCGGGUCCGCGCUUCUCGAGGUGUCAAGCGUGCAGAAUCAGUUCAACCAGCCGGCGUGCGACUCGCGGCUGGCGUCGCCGGAGCUCUCCGCGCGGCUCUAUCGCGGUGCGAACAUCCGUCUCCGCUGCAAGGACUUCACGUACUACUCGCUUGACUUUGACUCUGAACCCGUAUGCCAGGCCGUGUACGAGACGCUUGUAAAGCUCGUCGCAUGCAGGGAGGAAAAAUUGUACGCGUUUUUGUACGCGCCGGUGGUGGCGGAGCGACAGCACAACGGCUGGAUGGAGUUUGAUAUUGCGCGCGACUUUGCGCGCCAGGGCGCAUACGCUGCAUGGCGUGAGACAGAGAUCAACGUACGCUACGAGUUCUGUCCCACGUAUCCCGCGAUGUUCCUCGUGCCGCGCGCGAUCAGCGACCUGGUAUUAAAGCACUGUGGGAAAUUCCGCUCCAAGGGCCGCAUACCUGCAUUGUCGUACUACCACCGCAACGGCUGUGUCGUUACGCGGUGCGCGCAACCGCUAGUCGGUCUCAAGAAACAGCGCUCCAUCCAGGACGAGCGGCUUGUGGCGGAGAUCUUUGGCGACCGCCCCCAGAACUUGAUCGUGGACUUGCGCCCACUUGCAAAUGCCAUGGCGCAGACCGCGUUGGGCGCGGGCACGGAAAAUGUCGACAACUACGGCGCCACGCGUGCAACCCGCAUCUUCCUCAACAUCGACAACAUUCACGUGAUGCGUGACACGCUUGCGCGCGUGGUGGAGGCGUUGAAAAAUGGCGACGUCAGCGCUACGCCAGUCAACGCCGAGCUCUUAGGGCGCCUGACCUGGCUCAAACACACAUCAAUUGUGCUUGCGGGCGUCGACCGCCUUGCCAAAUCUAUCCAUCUCAAUGCCAUGAAUAUGCUUGUGCACUGCUCGGACGGCUGGGACCGCACGGCACAGGUGUGCUCGUUACUCCAGUUGUGCCUUGACCCACACUACCGCACGCUUCGAGGGUUUAUGUUGCUCGUGGAGAAGGAGUGGUGCGCAUUCGGACACCAGUUUGCAGAGCGGAGCGACCACGUGGGCGCGCAACUCGUCACAAGUCUGGGCGCGUCACGCGCGACCAGCUUCUUCUCCAAAUUCAAGGUCCUUCAGGGUUCCAACUUCAAGUCGCCUACCUUUCACCAGUUUUUAGACUGCGUGUACCAGAUGGCACGCCAGCAUCCCACCGCGUUCGAGUUCAACGAGCGUUUCCUUCGCCGCUUGCUCUACCACGUGUACUCCUGUCAGUAUGGCACGUUUCUCGUGAACAACGAGCGUCAAAAGGUGGAACAGCGGUUGGAGGAACGAACCCGUUCCGUGUGGGACUACUUCACGUGCCGUCUUCCGGAAUUCACCAACCCGCAGUAUACAGCCAACCCAGACGUGAUCUAUCCGAACUGCAAGGACGUGAAGUGGUGGUUUGAAUUGUUUGGCAGGACUGAUGCCGAGAUGAAUGUGGAGGUUAAGGAGAGCAAAAGUCCUGCGAGUCCCAGUGUCUAUGUUCCGGAGACUAAAAAUGAAGGGGCGGUUAAAGAAAGUGUUUCUGCGUUGGAGCUUGACCAAGCGGACGGACCAAAGGAGAUUGAAUUGAAGGAGGUUGAGCUACAGGGAGAGGCUAACGUGGAGAGUGAGAUGAACAGCGCUGGAUCUGGAGAGCAAGAAGGGAACACGGGAGAGAAAGCCCCAAAGCUAGAUAGGGGCAAUCCGGAGCUUAUAGACUCCAAUCCAUGGAAUGGAGCCUGUAAGUUCAAUAAUCCUGAUAAAGGGGUUAAGGCUGAGACAGACAAGAGAACAACCUUAGAGGAUGAAACAGUGAAUGAGCGGCCAAAAAUAGAGCAAGUGAGCGCUCUGCCAGAGGAUAUAGAGUAUGAGCCAGCGCUGGAGGAAGCCACGGUCAUAUCCAUGUGUGCGCUCUCAAUUACCACCAAAAACCUAGAUUUGGAGCUCUCUUCGAUGACUCCGGUGGCGAGUGAUGAUCAUCCGUUGGCCGGCACCAGCUAACUAGGAGUUGCACGGUGUAACGUUAACGAAUAUUAUAUAGUAGAGCUAUGUAGCUUGCAUAGAAAAUCGGGGGAUUAUAGUUCAGAGCAUGCCUUUCAUUUUAUCAUAACCAGAGAGUCGAAUAGAUCCUGGUGAAGCAAAAGCGGCAGCUUCCCUUUUUGCUGUUUGUAAAUACCAAUAAGUUGUAGUCCAACCUCCCUCCGUUUUGGACUUGAGGUGAAACCG
Messenger RNA from Babjeviella inositovora NRRL Y-12698, 2720 nucleotides. RefSeq names its product phosphatidylinositol-3-phosphatase. Gene Ontology annotation, biological process: dephosphorylation. Lineage: Eukaryota; Fungi; Ascomycota; Pichiomycetes; Serinales. The transcript has a single exon. The record is from RefSeq and is a predicted model, not a curated record. Gene Ontology annotation, molecular function: phosphatase activity. Bases 294 to 2495 code for a protein of 733 amino acids.